Messenger RNA from Thunnus maccoyii (southern bluefin tuna), 3300 nucleotides. Its product is annotated as protein FAM124B. The record is from RefSeq and is a predicted model, not a curated record. The transcript is spliced from 7 exons. Lineage: Eukaryota; Metazoa; Chordata; Actinopteri; Scombriformes; Scombridae. Bases 389 to 2038 code for a protein of 549 amino acids. Gene Ontology annotation, cellular component: nucleoplasm.
AGACGCAUGCCAUCUGCUCAGCUGUUAUUACAGGCGGCUUUAGAUUUAAACUAGCACAACCUCUGUUCGUCCCUUUCGCCUACAAUUUAGUCUCAGUAACUUCUUAAACAUAGUGCAUCAUACCAUGUAGUCUAAACUAGAACAGGGGCAACUUGAGCUGUUUUUCAUCCUUUUAUCUCUAAAUUACACAGUCUAUAUUUUAACCUAACGGUGUAUGGUUGCCUGGUGACGUCAGCGUCCCAGCAGCAAGAGUCCCUUUUUUUUCCUUUUUUUUGGGAGCUGUGGAAAGAAAUCAAACGAAGAUGCUUUUCACUCUCACCGGACUGCAGCCGCCGCUCAGACUUUCUGUCCGGAACACUCGACCACAUGUGUAAAGGUGUGUUGGACGAUGUUUCGGAGAGUGGCGGUGUUAAAGAGAGCCGACGAUGAAAACGUGGACUCCGGAGCUGAAACUGCCGAAUCUGACUGCAGCAGGAUGUCAACAUCUGGCAUUGAGCUCAUGACCAGGCGGGUCAGGCAGCAGCAGCCCCUGCUAAUGAACCUGCAUCUGCUGGCCAACCCUGGAGACUCACUGCUGCUGCAGCACACCCUGGAUCGCCUUCUCCGCUGGCUCUGCCCAAGCCUCCGCAUCUUCCAUGUGUCAGAGAGGGCUUCUCCAUAUAGAAGUUACACUCGCCUCAGUCCUGUGGCAGGCUACCCUUCUCUGGCUAUUACCUUCUUCCUCCAUGAGGCUUAUGGAGAGGAACGGAUCCUCAAAGUGCUGGAUUUCUUCCAGCGUCCGCCCUGGCAUUACCAUCACACAGAGAGCUGCGGCAGCCGAACCGGAGGAAUCCACAUUACCUCGAGCAGUUCCCCAUCCAACCCCCUGCUGCGGCCCUACCUCCUGCCCAGCCGAGACUUUUACAGCCUGGGUGCAGGGAUGCCUGUGUGGGGGGUUCGACCAGUGCACUGUGGAGGAGAAAUACUGCGUGUGACACUAUACAGUGGAUAUGACAACUAUGAGGAUGCUGUGCGGCUGUAUGAGACGGUGCUGCAACAACAGGCAGAGGAGCAGAAGACAGGUUUCUGCUGGUUCACCCUCCACAUUGAGCCAGGGCUGUGCCUGCAGCUUGCUUUAAAGCAGUUGUCACCAGGAGUUCGGGUGGAGCCGUGCAGCUCUGCUGUGCUACAGUUUAGUGUGGAGGAAAUCGGCCAGCUGGUCCCUCUGCUGCCCAACCCCUGUACCCCCAUCAGCACCACACGCUGGCAGACGGAAGACCUGGAUGGAAACAAAGUUCUCUUCCAGGUGAAAACCCCAGCUCAGCCUCCGCGACCCUUAACCUGUGCUUUCCCCCUGACCUGCCCCAGCGUGUCCCCUCGAGGAAUGCCGCUCAGGAGCUCAGGACAGGGCCACAGCCUGUCGCCCUGCAACCUCACGACUCCCCUGCCCUGGCAAACACACAGGCAAGGUCACAGACCGCGCAGUGACCCAGUCCUGGACAAGCUUCACGGAAGUGGUGGAGCAGAGAGCCUGGGAUCAGGCAGCUGCUGUAGCACCCCUCCAGGCAGCUCCUGCUACUCAUCCCAGCGCAGCAGCCCAGCCCUGCCUUCGACCUCCAAUCACCCUGACUCUCCUCUGCGCCCCUCCAUCACCCGCUCUCUUUCACAUCUCCUUCUGGAAGAGGACGAGGAGGAGGCGGAGACCAACGUAGACACAGGAGUCCCCGUCUCGCCUCGCUCUGACACAGCAGUCAAAGCGAUUACUCGCUCUUCUUCCAUGGACCUUUGGAUGACUCUCCACUCGGAGAGACCUGCAGCUGUCGGGGCUUCAGGUGCUGAGGGUCUAGCCAAGGAACUGAGUGAAUGUCUGCCACGAACAAACAAACGCCCUCAGGGGCCCUCCAGGACAUGGGGCUCUGCUGGUUGUAUGAAUGAAGCCAUGAAGGGUUGUGGCAGCAGGACAGUGGUGCAGAAAGACAGGACUACUGCUGAAAAACGCACCAAGCCGCUGUCAUCACACAUAAACAAUGAGGAGCCCGUAGAUGAGUUCUUCAUCUGAAUUUCUGCCACUACGCCGCACGUGUGGUAAAAAUCACAGUCAUCAUCUCAAGAUGUAGCACAUGGAGGAGAUUGCAGCAAAGGUGGGACAAGAUGAGACCCUUUAAACAGAAGAUCUGAAGGUAUACAAGAAAACAGAGCUGUAUAGUUUGACAAAGGAAACCAAAGUUCAGCUGUGGGGGACAUUUUCCAGUCGAAAGUAUCUUGUAAAUCCUUAAAAUGGUUUGACCUGUACCAUAAAUCGACAAAUUGUAACAGCAAAAUCCCACAACAUCAGAUCUGCCAAGAGAGCAGAACAUGGUGAAUGAUAUUUUGAAGACAGUGCAGGUAUUAAUAUUGUUGAAUGUCUAAUUUACUUUUAUAUAUUUAGGUCCAACUUAUUGUUUGUGCAGCUAUUGUGUUAAAGUGUAGCCAUAUGAGUAGGAAACUGUAUGUGUUACUGUCAGGGUACUAGUGCCAGUCUACGUCUCCGUCACUCCCUCCCACCCACCCAGGCAAGUUAAUGUCUUAUUUUUCGAUUGCCUUUGAGACGGAUGAUGAUCUCAGCAUGGAGGCUCUUUUAUGUCUGCGAUCAUCGUGAUUAGAAAUCUGAUUUAGUCUGAUUGCUCUCCACAGUGCAGCACCAUCACUCUGCUUUACUUAGUAAAAGUAGCCCGUUGGCUUUUGAUUACAUUUGUUCAAUUGCACUUCAGAUGAUUUUUGCUCUAGAUUUGUGUUAAAAUGUAGAAGUGGUGGACUACGAAUUACUGUAAUCUCACAUCUUUUUCCUCUCAUAGCCUAGAGUUAACAGGAUUUUCUAAAGAAUUUAAAGAGAAUAUUUGGACUUCACAGAAACAUUUUUGUAAUUUUUUUUUAUAUUGAUGUAACCAUUAGUAUGUAAAGUGUCUCAAACAGACCAAAUGUGUCCAAAGCCUGAGACCUUAGAAAUGUUAAUUACUGUAAAACCACAGUAAACUGAGGGAUUGGCAGACAGUGAGAGAUUAAGUGAAAACUGAAGUACUGCACUUAAACAGAUGGUAGUCAAACACACCUUUUGUACAGUGUUUGAUAGAGCUGUCAAUAGAUCAGGAAUACUCAUGACUAAUUGUACUGUAUCAUGUGGGGAAAGGGAAAUACUAUGCAUGUAAUGACUGAAUCUCAUGACACAGGUCAUACUCAUCUCUUCUACAACAGUUACCUCAUCGGUCGCUGUUUGGCCACAUUUCAAGUGUGGAUCUUCUAAAUUAACCUACUAAACAGAUAAACCUGAAUCUGUUAAACGCU